GUGUGAUUUCCAACAUGUGAUAAGCCUAAAUAGUAAUCGAUGUCUAGGAAAACACACAAGAAGAUAAUUUUAUAAUAUUUAGGUUAUGUAAUUUGUAGAUAAUCAACUCUGUGAUUUUUAGCAUUCAAGAAAACAAAACGGCGAUGUUGCAGCACUCUUGUAACCUGCAACGGCUGUUGUAUACUUCUUCUCCACAUUAUCGACAUGCAUGUCAGUUGUCCAGUUAUGUCGCUCGCCAAAGAUAUGAUCAAGACUCAAAGCGCAAAUUUCCUUGCCACCGACAUUGUAAUCAUGCUGUUCCAUUCAGUCAUAGGAGUGUUGCUGGUUUCAAAAGUACUGUUCACAAUCAAUCUAUACCUGGAUUAUCAGCUCUUAGUGUAGAAUUGAACACUUUAAAGUGUAUACAAAGGGAUAGACAGGUACAGAGUAAAUGUUUCACUGGUGGACGUCAUCUACUUGCCUGGAUUAAGCCAUGUACAAACCAAGCAAAUUUGUCUCCCGUGAAAACCACAAUUAACAGAACAAUGUUUUGUGGAAAUGUUUUAAAUUUUAAACAUACAGGUCUCCUGUGUGGUCAUCAAAGACAGACAUUCCACACCAGCAGCAUAAGUUAUGAUCCCUCACCUAGCAAAGCAGGUAUAACAAAACUGUUGGAAGAUGAAGAAAAAAAGUCCAAAGUAGAGGAGGCCGUGGAAGCUAUGAAAGAAAAGAAAGAAAAGCUGAAGGAGAAAGCUUUUCAAAUGGAAUGUAGCCCUGAAGAAAUUGAGCCAAUAGUUGCUGUUUCUCCAGCGCCAAAGAAGUCUCUAUGGCAGAGGGUUAAGCAAGAGGCUGUACAUUAUUAUCAUGGAUUUAAGCUUUUGUAUUUCGAAGUUAGAAUUGCUGCUCGUAGGUUAUGGCAGGUCAUGAAUGGAAAGGUGUUGUCCAGACGGGAAAGACGUCAGUUUCUUCGCACAGUGGCAGAUAUAUUUCGCUUGGUUCCAUUUUUGGUAUUUGUACUGAUUCCUUUCAUGGAGUUUAUGUUACCAGUUGCUGUUUACCUUUUUCCAAACAUGCUACCCAGUACAUUUGAGGACAAAUCCAAGAAGGAAGAAAACAAAAAGAAACAGCUUAAAGUGAAAAUUCAGAUGGCUAAGUUUUUACAAGACACAGUGGAAGAAAUGGCUGUGACAGCCAAAGAAAAGAAAACACAAGAGGUUGUGGCCGACUUUGCAAACUUCUUUGAAAAGAUCCGUAGCAGAGGACAACAACCUAGCAAUGAAGACAUCUUAAGGUUUUCCAAAUUGUUUGAGGAUCAAAUUACAUUAGACAACAUGAGUCGUGCCCAACUCAAAGCAAUCAACAGGCUGUUGAUGUUGCCAACCAUUGGAACAAACAAUUACUUCAGGUUUCGACUGAGGAUGAAAUUAAGAGAGCUCAGAGCUGAUGAUUUGUUAAUCCAAAGAGAAGGUGUGGAAAGCCUUACUGAACAGGAACUGCAGUCAGCUUCCCAAGCUCGCGGAAUGAGAGCUAUUGGUGUUCCUGCAGCAAGAUUAAGGUCUCAACUUAAACAGUGGGUUGAACUGCACCUGGUUGAGCAAAUUCCAGCAUCUCUUUUGCUGAUGUCCAGAGCAUUGUAUCUCCCAGAAAAUGUCAGUAAGGUCGAUCAGCUCAAAGAAACGUUGUCAAAACUGCCAGAAAACUUGGUAGAAGAGGCUGAAAUUAAAAUAUGCGAAGUUUCUGGUGAGAAAGUUGACAACAAAGUUCGUUUGGACGUUCUGAAGAAUGAGGAGAGAAUGAUUGCUGAGGAAAAUCUAGAACUUAUUAUAGAGGAAGAGGAGAAAAAGAAGAAGAUCGAAAGUGUUGUUUCUGAGAUGUUAGAGGACAAGGCGCCAGAAAUCAAACCGAUGCCUGAAGAGGAUAUUUCUCAAGACGAUUGGCUGUCUAUCAAAGCAAGUCUUGCUCAGGCCAAUGAACGAGAGGAAUUAGAGAAGAUCAAGGAAGACAGAGAAGAAUAUCAAGAGGUUGCUGAACUGUUGUCCCUGGAAGAUGUGGAUCUUACUCCGGAUCAAAUCAAAGAUAUUAUCGUUUUACUUGAGAAAGAGAACAAGCUGCGAAAAGCAGAGGACGAGGAGCAGUCACAAAAAAUCACAGAGAGAGCUGAUUAACAAAGUUCGCUCCUUUACUAACUCGAUACUCUUGCAAUUUUUAGCUCUUCUAGUUGUUUUGAUUUCUGGCAUUUUUGAAAGCAUAAACGUGGAGGGUCAUACUCAUUUGUACAUUCAAGUAUUCAUUUCAAAGUUGUUCGCUUAUUUGUAUUAGUAAUCUGACCUUGGUCAUACGAUGUAGAAUCAGUAGCAUGUUUGCCAUUGUAUUCAAGGUUCAAAGUAUGAAAUUGUAAAGGUAAACGCUCGACGAAAUACAGGUAUGUACCAAAACCGACAUUGCAACCAGAUGCUGAAUGUAUUGAAAUUUUUUAAUAUGGAAAAAAAGGAUCCAGUUCGGACACGGAGAAGCAUUUUAAUAGACCUAACUCGUAUUAUCGGAGUAAUGACAGUCUGAAAGUGUUUAUACCUAAGAUAUUUGUUUGAUUCCCGGUAUAAAAUAAACCCCAAGUCAUAGACUGUCUAUUGUUUUCAACCAUGAAGUCGUAUUUUCUCGGCUGAAACAGCACACAGUCAAAUGUAAUUUUCUUAAGAUUAGCAAAGAAAGGGUGGUUACGUAGUUGCUGGUGAGGAUUUCCAGAACAGAUUGGUGUUCUUUGUGUCUUGUGUUUCAAUCUGAAGAGAGAUCUUUACACUUGUGAGUCGCUUUUAUAACCCUCUGACUCCCGGAAGUGGUUCACAUGGAACUUCUUCCUUCAAAUAUCCAUACGUAAUCAAUCGAAAAGGUAAUAGGAAUACUCAGACUUAUCAGGUAGAAGUUGUUUCUCUUGAUCUAACACCAAAUUCUUGUAACUUAUUUACAGAGAAAUGUAAAAGAAACUAGAGGGGAGAAUUAACAAUCAGAUCAUGGGAGUUAAAGGGUCAAGGUUAACUCUGAUUUUGGAGAAAUUUGUAAUUUAAGAUUAUUUUGAGGUUUUACCAAAUGACUGUAUAUCAUCAUGUAUCCACUCUAUCUCCGAUUGAGAAAGUCGAGUGGCAAAAACAUUUUAGCGUAAUUAAUGAAAUAGCUAUGAAAGAAUACAAUAAAAAUGAGGAAUUAAGGCCUGAAAA
Messenger RNA from Pocillopora damicornis (cauliflower coral), 3191 nucleotides. Its product is annotated as mitochondrial proton/calcium exchanger protein. NCBI's taxonomy places the organism in Eukaryota, Metazoa, Cnidaria, Anthozoa, Scleractinia, Pocilloporidae. Gene Ontology annotation, cellular component: mitochondrial inner membrane. Gene Ontology annotation, molecular function: ribosome binding; calcium ion binding. Gene Ontology annotation, biological process: intracellular monoatomic cation homeostasis. The record is from RefSeq and is a predicted model, not a curated record.